This is a messenger RNA of Ziziphus jujuba (common jujube), 858 nucleotides long. RefSeq names its product casein kinase 1-like protein HD16. The record is from RefSeq and is a predicted model, not a curated record. The coding region runs from base 411 to 824 and encodes 137 amino acids. The transcript is spliced from 3 exons. Lineage: Eukaryota; Viridiplantae; Streptophyta; Magnoliopsida; Rosales; Rhamnaceae.
UUACCCGUUUGGACUAAAGUACCCUUAUCUAUAUUUUUUCUUUUCUUUUUUUUUUUUUGGUUCUUUUCUCUAUCAAAAAGCCUUUUAUUUUUUUUGGUUUCGGUUUUGUUUUUUCACUUUCCCUUUGAAAACGUUUGAAAACGCAGGUAGGGCAUAUGCACAUCUUACCAUCCCGGCCACGUCCUCAUCCUCGUCCAGAAACGUUUGAAAGCCUUUUAUUUACUUAAAUUUCAUUGCUUUUUGUUUUCUCUGUCUUCAUUUCUUAUUUUUUCAGAAACGUUCGAUUUGGAUUGGAUGUUUCAGACUCAAGAUUUUUAUCCCACGAGGUUGAAGUUUUAGUUGUCACUUUUUCCAAAGUUCUUUGGGGUUGGUUAAGAAAAAUCUAUAUUGGUUUUGGGCAUGAAAAUAGAAUGCCAGAUCUAAGAAGUGGAGUUCGGCGAUCAAAGAGAGUUAAUAAUGUGCAGGAGAAUCCUGCUGUUAUAGUUCCACCUACUCGCCCUGGUGUUGCAAAAGGGCCAACUGGUAGAGGUAGAGGAAGAGGGACCAGAGCUAUGAAUCAAGGUAAGAAUGCCAAGCCAAUUGGUGCUGGAGUUGGUGGACAGGGACACACAGGAUUGGACUUGCCAAUCGGAAAGUUGGUUGCUGUUCGUGAUGAAUUGGUUGCUCAGAAAAGUGCAGAAAAGUUGGCUGCUGCUGAGGAUGAGGGAAGCACAAGUCCACUUCCUGAAAGGGUACUAUUUUGGCCUUUCUGCUCUUAUCUGCAUAUUGCAAAUUUUAUUUCUGUUGCUUCUUGUUUUGUCCUGUUUUGUCCAUUUAUAUAUUGAGGUGACAGUCUGCCAAUUUUCAGAUGCUUUGCUU